ACAGAGCCCAGCGCAGCGAGCCGGGCCGGCAUGCCGAGGCAGGGCGUGGGCCAGGAUGAGUUCAAAAGACGCCGGCGGUGCCGUGUGCCAAGAUGGGGCGUCCUAUAACCUCCACAUUUACCCCCAGCUCUCAACGGAGAGCACCUCCUGCUGCCGGGUGACUGCCACCAAGGACGCCACCACCGCCGAUGUCAUUCGGGAUGCCAUUGGCGCCUUGAAGCUGGACGUGUCGAAGCACUACGUGCUGGUGGAGGUGAAGGAGUCCGGGGGGGAGGAAUGGGUGCUGGAUGGGAGCGACUCCCCCGUCCACCGGGUCCUGCUGUGGCCCCGCAGGGCCCGGGACGACCACCCCCAGCGAGAGGGCUACUACUUCCUCCUGCAAGAGCGGAACGCCGACGGGACCAUCAAGUACUUCCACAUGCAGCUGGCCUCGGAGGGGGAGCCGGAGGGGGAGGAGGCGGCCGCCCGGCGGCUGGCUGAGAGGGGCUUCCUCCCCUGGCAGCAGGAGGACUUCAACGACUUGUGCAACCUGCCCAGCCUGACGGAGACCACGCUGCUGGAGAACCUCAAGCGGCGCUUCCUGAAGCAGAAGAUCUACACCUACGUGGGGAGCAUCCUCAUCGCCAUCAACCCCUUCCAGUUCCUGCCCAUCUACAACCCCAAGUACGUCCAGCUCUACGAGAACCACCAGCUGGGCAAGCUGGAGCCCCACAUCUUCGCCAUCGCCGACGUGGCCUACCACACCAUGCUCAAGAAGCGCCUCAACCAGUGCAUCGUCAUCUCCGGGGAGAGCGGCUCCGGGAAGACGCAGAGCACCAACUUCCUAAUCCACUGCCUCACGGCCCUCAGCCAGAAGGGCUACGCCAGCGGGGUGGAGAGAACCAUCCUGGGAGCGGGGCCCGUGCUGGAGGCCUUUGGAAAUGCAAAGACAGCCCAUAAUAACAACUCCAGCCGCUUUGGGAAAUUCAUUCAGGUCAACUAUUUGGAGAAUGGCAUCGUCCGGGGGGCCGUCGUUGAAAAGUAUCUGCUUGAAAAAUCUCGUUUGGUCUCUCAGGAAAAGAACGAAAGGAAUUACCAUGUGUUUUACUAUUUGCUGCUUGGUGCCAGCGAAGAGGAGCGCAAGCAAUUCCACCUCAAGCAGCCUGAAGAUUACUUCUACCUCAACCAGCAUAACUUGAAAAUCGAAGACGGAGAAGACCUGCAACACGACUUUGAGCGGCUAAAGCAGGCCAUGGAGAUGGUGGGGUUCCUGCCGGCAACCAAGAAACAAAUUUUUUCAGUGCUGUCUGCUAUCCUUUACCUGGGAAACGUCACCUACAGCAAGAAGGCGGCUGGUUGGGACGAGGGGCUGGAAGUGGGGCCCCCUGAAGUGCUCGACAUCCUUUCUCAGCUUCUGAAGGUGAAACGCGAAAUCUUAGUGGAAGUGCUGACAAAAAGAAAAACGGUGACCGUGAACGACAAGCUUAUCCUGCCCUACAGCCUCAGCGAAGCCAUCACUGCCCGCGACUCCAUGGCCAAGUCGCUGUACAGCGCACUCUUCGAUUGGAUAGUUCUGCGAAUUAACCACGCUCUCCUCAACAAGAAGGACAUGGAGGAGUCCGUCACGUGCUUGUCCAUCGGGGUCCUCGAUAUCUUUGGCUUCGAAGACUUCAAAACCAACAGUUUCGAGCAGUUCUGCAUAAAUUACGCCAACGAGCAGCUGCAGUAUUACUUCAAUCAACACAUUUUCAAACUGGAACAGGAGGAGUAUCAGAGCGAAGGAAUAGAGUGGCACAACAUCUCCUACACUGACAACGUGGCCUGCAUCCACCUGAUCAGCAAGAAACCCACCGGCCUCUUUUACCUCCUAGACGAAGAAAGCAACUUCCCUCACGCCACCAGCCAGACCCUCCUGGCCAAAUUCAAGCAGCAGCACGAGGACAGCCGGUUCUUCAUGGGGACCCCGGUCCUGGAACCCGCCUUCAUCAUCCAGCACUUUGCAGGCAAAGUGAAAUACCAGAUCAAGGAUUUCCGCGAGAAGAACAUGGACUACAUGCGGCCGGACAUCGUGGCCUUGUUGCGAGGCAGCGACAGCGCCUACGUCCGCGAGCUCAUCGGGAUGGACCCAGUGGCCGUUUUCCGCUGGGCCACCCUUCGGGCUGCAGUCCAAGCCAUGGCAGUCUUUGCAGAAGCCGGCCGCCAGAAAGCUCAGAAGACCGCCGGUGUGGUGCGCCAUGGGCCCCGGAUCCCCCUCGGAGAACUGCAGCAAGCCAACACCCCGAUCGAAAGAGCUUACCGCCGCUCAGUGCUUGAUUUCUCAUUUGAUUACUCUGAGGAUUUUCCCAUAAUCGCUUUCGAAGACAUCCUAGCUUCGUACGGAAGCAAGAAGAAAAGUAGAGGGGCCAAGCAAAAACAGCUCAUCCCAAAGAACCUGCUGGACUCCAAGUCCCUGAAGCUCAUUGUGAGCAUGACGCUGCAUGACCGCACCACAAAAUCCUUGCUGCACCUACACAAGAAGAAGAAGCCACCUAGCAUCAGCGCUCAGUUCCAGACUUCCCUCAACAAGCUCCUUGAGACCCUGGGGAAAGCGGAACCGUUUUUCAUCCGUUGCAUCCGCUCCAAUUCUGAGAAGAGGGAGCUGUUCUUUGACGAGAGGCUGGUGCUACAGCAGUUGAGAUACACCGGGAUGUUGGAGACCGUGAGAAUCCGGCAGUCCGGCUACAGUGCCAAAUUUACCUUCCAGGAUUUCGUAGACCAGUUCCAAGUGCUGCUUCCCAAGAACACCAAGGCCACCAAGGAGGAGAUCUCCACUCUGCUGACCAAGUUGGAACUGGACACCAGCAGCUACCAGAUAGGGAAGACCAAGGUGUUCAUGAAGGAGGCCGCGAGGCAGCUGCUCCAGGACACCCUUCACAAGGAAGUCAUCCGGAAGAUCGUCCUCCUCCAGAGCUGGCUGCGGAUGGGACUGGAGAGGAGGCGCUUCCUCCGGAUGCGCCAGGCGGCCAUCUCCGUGCAGGCUUGCUGGCGAGCGCACCAUGUCCGGAGGGCGAGAGAGAGGGGUAGAGCUGCGGUCUGCAUCCAGUCGGCCUGGCGGGGCUACAGGGAGUGGAAAUCUUACCAGCAGCAGAGGAAAAGGAUUUGCUUCCUGCAGGCCGUGGUCAGGGGACGCCUGCAGCGCAAGCGAUUUCUCCAGAUGGUUACAGAGGGGCAGGAAAAGGAAGCCGAGCAGCACACCGACCCCGGGCAAGAGAACCGGUCAAGUUCGGCAGAGGAACCUGCUCCGGACCAGGGAGCUGCAGAACCCGAGAUGCAGCGGAGUAAGAGCCCCGGAACGGUGGCCGAGGACGAGCCAGCAGGGAAACAGGCGCCACCUCCCCAGAAAAGCGCGGCCAGCAGUCGGGAGAAGCGGGAAUCCCGCCGGCAGAGGGGAUUGGAGCACAACGAGCUGCAGAACAAGCAUGUGGCAUUUGCGUUGGAGGGGCAGGCAGGAGCCCUCAGCAGGGAAAGCAGCCCCCUUCGAGAGGAGGAGGGGGAGCCGGAGGGCCAAGGGCCAUUGGAGGAGGCCGCCUCACCCAAACCUUCUCCCGAGGGCCCCACAGUAGACCGGGCUCAAGAGACUGGUGAGCCGCCCCUUCCUUUGGACAACGGUACUUUGGUUUUGAACCCCCCCUCCAAAUCGCAGGAGGGAGGGGCCAGCGUGGACACGAACGGGCUGGGGAGGCCGGAAGGCCACAAGAGCCAGAUCCGGGGCAGCCAAAGCUUCGUGUGUCCCGAGAGGCCCUCGGAGCUGGCCCUCAACCUCCAGAACCACCUGGCUGCCAGUAGGAGCUUCCGGGGCCCUGCCAAGCUGUCCGGAGACAGGCACCAGCCAGGGGCCCCGAAGGAGCUGGGCAGCCCCACCUCCUUCCAGAUCCAGCGGUACCAGGACGACAUUGAGAAGCUGCGGGACAAGCGGGAGCGCUGGAAGGGGAAGAGGCACCUGGGUGGAGGGCAGAGCGACGCCCUCAGCCAGUCCCUGGAGGAGAGGAGCCAGCCCUACCCAUCUCCGCCCCUGCCGCUCGUGAGGAAAGAGAUGGCGUCUUCCCUGGACGACCUUCACAAGCUUGCCCCGCUCACCCCCGCUGGCCAGCAGUCCCCAGACGCCUUGGACAGCUACGGGAGCAGCAGGAAGCAGCUCGUGCCGAGGAAGGCCGGGGAGCCGCCUGCCGCCCUCGACGUGGCCGCCCCGGCCUCGGUGCCUGGCCAGCAGGGGGACGGCAAGUCCGCAUUCAAGAUCCCCCUGAGGAGGCUCCUGGGGAAGAAGACGGAGAAGAAGACCUUCAAGGACAGCUCUGAUGUGGUGGAGGAGGGGGAGGCUGUCCCUCUCCUUUCAUGUGUGCUGGCAACUGAGGAAAAGGUGGCGGAAGCUACUUCCUGGCAUCUGAAUCACCCCCAAGACGAGGAACGUCCCACAAAGGAAACGGGCAAAGCCAAGAGAACCCGCACCCUUAAGAUCAGGAAAGCCAAGACGGCCCCUGAGAAGUGGCGGGCGCCUUUCUCGCGAGAGAUUGCCAAUGCCAACGAGCUGAAGUACUUGGAUGAAUUCCUCCUGAACAAGAUCAACGAUCUCCAUUCCCAGAAGUCUGCGGGCGAGUGCUUGUUCUUUGAGGCCACCGAAAAGUUCAGAGGGAACAUCAAAACCAUGUAUUCUGCCCCUAACGGGCAGAUCCAUGUUGGCUAUCAGGACCUGAUGGACAACUACCAGCUCCUCGUGGUCAACCUGGCCAAGCAGAGAGAAGAGAAGGACGUGAAGCUGGUCUUGAAUCUUUUCCAGUCCCUCCUGGACGAAUUUGCCCGCGGCUACGCCAAGAGGGAGCUGGAGCACCACAAGCAGAGCAAAGCCCAGAAAAAGAAAAGGAAGCACGAGCGCGUGAUCGAAGAGCUCCUCGGCCACGUCUUUGUCAGCUACCAGGUGAACAUCCUGCAGUCCUGUGAGCUCUGCAGCUCCUACAUCUGGCCCAUGGAGAAGGCCUGCCUUUGCAGCAUCUGCAAGCUGACUUGCCAUAAGAAGUGCCUGUGCCGUGUCCAGAGUAGCUGCACCUCGUGCUCUGGGAAGAAGGAUGACCAGGAUCCAGAGCCUCGUCACUUUGGGGUGUGCGUGAGUGCCUUGACCAGCGAGAAGAACUCCGUCCCCGUUGUCAUGGAGAAGCUGCUGGAGUACGUGGAGAUGCACGGGCUCUACACCGAAGGCAUCUACCGGAAGUCAGGCUCGGCCAAUCGUAUGAGGGAGCUGAAGCAGUCCCUACAGGCGGACCCGAACUCGGUGCGGCUGGAGAAUUACCCGGUUCACACCAUCGCGGGCAUCUUCAAACAGUGGCUUCGGGAACUGCCUGACCCGCUCAUGACGUUUGCCCAAUACAAUGACUUCCUCCGGGCGGUGGAGCUCCCCGGGAAGCAAGAGCGGCUCAGCGCCAUCUACAGUGUCCUUGAGCAGCUCCCGCAAGCCAACCACAACACCCUGGAGAGGCUCAUUUUCCACCUUGUCAAGGUAGCUCUGGUGGAAGACAUCAACCGUAUGUCCCCCAACGCCCUGGCCAUCGUUUUCGCCCCCUGCCUCUUGCGCUGCCCGGACAACUUUGACCCCCUCACGAGCAUGAAGGACGUCUCCAAAACGACCAUAUGUGUGGAGAUGAUCAUCAAGGAGCAGAUGAGGAAGUACAAGAUCAAAAUGGACGACAUUUGCCAGCUGGAGGCCGAAGAGAGCAUUGUCUUCCGGCGGCUGUCGCUACUCGGGCAGAACCCGAGCAAAAGCCCCCCCAGCACCAGAGCAAACAACAGCAGCUCCCCCAAGCUGGUUUUUCUACCAGAGGAAGAGGAGGCAGCAGAAGCUGACAACCGGGAGAAGGAGCUGCUGAUGGAGCGGAUCCAGUCGAUCAAGGAGGAGAAGGAAGACAUCACGUACCGGCUGCCGGAACUGGACCAGCGGGGCUCCGACGAGGAGAACCUCGACUCGGAGACCUCAGCCAGCACCGAGAGCCUGCUGGAGGACCGGGGCGGCCCGGUGGAGCACGCUGCCCAGUGUUAA
Messenger RNA from Euleptes europaea (tarantolino), 6043 nucleotides. RefSeq names its product myosin IXB (gene MYO9B). The transcript is spliced from 38 exons. The record is from RefSeq and is a predicted model, not a curated record. The coding region runs from base 56 to 6043 and encodes 1995 amino acids. Gene Ontology annotation, biological process: intracellular signal transduction. Gene Ontology annotation, molecular function: GTPase activator activity; ATP binding; microfilament motor activity. Lineage: Eukaryota; Metazoa; Chordata; Lepidosauria; Squamata; Sphaerodactylidae. Gene Ontology annotation, cellular component: myosin complex.